Molecule: messenger RNA, 2567 nt
Organism: Culicoides brevitarsis
Lineage: Eukaryota; Metazoa; Arthropoda; Insecta; Diptera; Ceratopogonidae
Gene: nuf
Product: rab11 family-interacting protein 4B
Exons: 10
Coding region: 581-1981 (466 amino acids)
Biological process (GO): endocytic recycling; regulation of cytokinesis
Cellular component (GO): cleavage furrow; endocytic vesicle; midbody
Source: RefSeq, a predicted model, not a curated record
CGUUGCUCGAACAAAAAGGCUCUAAAUGGCUUUUUAGGGCUUUGAUCGUGCUAAAAUUCAUCAAAAAAGGAAUCAGAACGAGUCUAUAGUACGAUCGCAGUGAAAUUCAAUGAAAAAUCCUAACAAAACUGCAAAAAAUAGCAAAGUUAUUGUUUGAAAUUUUAUUUUAAAAUAUUUUAAUUUAGUGUUUGUGUCCAUAAUUUAUCAAAAAAAUCAUAGAAAAACAAAGAAAUCUCCUAAUUUGUACUUAAAACCCGCGAAUUCUCGAAAUAAAUCAGGAAUUCAAGCCAAAAAAUUUACCUGUAAGCUAAAAAUUUCUUUGUACGUGAGUGUAUUGUCAAUAACUACGACUAGCAACAACAACAAACACACAGAAAUUUAUCCAAUUAGAAUAUAAAAGCAAGGAAUUUGCUCUAAUAAUCGCUCGUAAUAAUCAAAAGAGGUCAUUAUUCAAUCCUGCAUUACGCGACAUCAUUACAAAAACAAGGAUUUGGAAGGUUUCGCAGAACUCGGUCAAAUAUCAGGAGAAAGGUAGAGGAGAGUGUGACUUUUUCCCAUCAUUAUCAAUGCUACGACUAUAAUGGUAGUGUCACCGUACAAAGCAUCGAGAAGUCAGAUCGCAAGUGCAACACCGAUAUUUCAAUUAAGAUUAAAUGACACAAUAAACGUAGAUAGUACAAUGGAUAAUAAGCGACCGAGUACAGAAAUUGCUUCCUCGUCUGGCGAGUCAUUCGAAGGAUUUGGCGAAAAUGAGCAGAGCGAAUUGGACCUUGCUCCUGAAAUGAAUCACACGGUCAUCGGUAUCGGUGACGGCGAACGGAACACAUUGUCGAGAAAUUCGUGGUCAAGGACAAGCUUACGCGGCAGCAAUCCAAGGAAUAAUACAAGUUACGACGCGUUACCCAAUCGUCGAUGGGGAUCAAUGAGACAUUCUGGAAAAAGACAACAGUUGAGCUCGAAUGCGUUAGCAAGUCAUCUUUAUCGCUCAUCCAGCUUCAACAGUUCCGGGCGCAGCUCCAAUUGUGACACGACGGAGGACGUUUACAGCGACCUGAGUCUCGAAGAUGUGCAAGAUCUCAAUCAUAAGCUAGAAAUACUGCAGAGGCAAGUUACGAAUCUGGCGGAUACACAAAACAACGUCGACGACAUCAAGUCACGGACGAAGGCGGAUUAUGCGGUGCUGCAGGCGCGUUAUCACAUGCUCGAAGAGCAAUUGCGUGACACGGAGCUACGUGCGGAAGAAAGGUUGGCGGAGGAACAGAAGCGACAUCGGGAGUUGUUGAAUCGCGCGGAACGAGAAACGAAUUUGCUGCAAGAAAAUUGCGAGAUUCGCAUUCGGACCGUGGAACAGGAGAAAAAUAAUGUGCGCGAUGAGUUACAGAGACUGCGGAUGCAAAUGGAGAAACAAACGCUCGAGAUGCAAAAUAUGGAAGACAAGUUGGAGAAGACGCGGGAUAACUUGAUGAAUAUUCAGCAGGAUCUCGUUGAGACAAAGGCCAGUAAUAAAAGAUACCGUGAAGAAAAAGCCACAACCGAACUCAUCCUCAAGGAAAUGGAAACCGAGUUAACCCUCCUGCGACAAGAGAACCAAGAACGUCGUCGCAGCACCGCGAGCAACAACAAUAACGAAGACAUUCGAUUUGAAGAGCUAACGCGCGAACUGAGUGAAUUAAAAGACCAAAACCGACAACUCCAGGAGGCAAAUGAGGAAUUACAGGCAAUGAUGUUGACGCGAGGCGUGGAACAGGGCAUUAAUCUACUUAACGGGACUUCCGCCAGUCUAGCGAAGGAACUCGAGGCAAUGGGCCAACAGCAGGAUACAAUUGAUUCCGCGACAUUAGAGUCUUUGUCUCAGCUACAAGAAGCCUACAAAGACAAGGAAGAAGAGAAUAAACGUCUGAAGCACUACAUUGACACAAUUCUGUUGAACAUUGUCGAAAACUACCCGCAACUACUCGAAGUUAAAUCAGCAGCUCCAUAAAAACUGCACUUCUUAAGGACGAUUUUACUACUUUUUGUACUGUAGCCUUACAAAAAAAUUAUUAUUUUUCAUCAAAAAGGCUGACUCCGCUCCAUAUUUUUAUUUUUUUCGUGAGAAGAUGGAGCUUCCAGGAGUGAAAAAAAAAUUGAAUGUUGUCUAUUUUUAACUUGUAAUUUUUAAAAUUUAUUUAAAAACCUGAAAACCCCCCUUUGUAUGUAAUCGUAUAUAUAUUACCUUUAUAGUAUAUUAUAUAAAAUAUAUUUUUUAUUAAAAAUUAAGGAAAAGAAAAAAAGUUUAUACGAAAAAAAAACAUAUUUAUACAAAUUUGCCUUUAAAUUCUCCGUGCUCUUAUUUGCAUGUGUGAUGAUUUCAAAUAAAAAUUGGCCUGUAAUUACUCUAUUUAAAGCAAUAUUCGAAUUCAAAAGUAUUUUAAACAUAAAAAAAAUAUUAAUCAAAAGAGCCUUAAUAAAAAGAAAAGCUGUUUUUUGUUAACAUUUUCUGUCAUAUUUCAUGCCUAUAUACAAAAACUUUAGGAAUUACGUUAGUAUUAUUUUUUAAGGAUAUUUAAACACGUUAGGAUAGUUAA